Molecule: messenger RNA, 2503 nt
Organism: Saprolegnia diclina VS20
Lineage: Eukaryota; Oomycota; Saprolegniomycetes; Saprolegniales; Saprolegniaceae
Exons: 5
Coding region: 150-2483 (777 amino acids)
Molecular function (GO): protein binding
Source: RefSeq, a predicted model, not a curated record
CACCAGAACCCGCCGCUAUCGAAAGCUCGCCUUUAGAGCCCUUAGAAGCCAAGGACGAGCGCAAGAAGACGAAGAAGGUAAAACCAUCCAAGGCCCAGCUCUGGCGCGAGCGCAUACGCACCACGUCUGCCGCACCCAACGACCAGCCAAUGCAGCAGCCAAACCAUUGUGAAGACGCGUCUUUGCCACAUUCAAUCAAAGCGCCAACACCAGACGCUACGCAGACCUCAGAUUCUGCACUGACACCAGAUUCUGCACCAGAAUCUGCGUCGACAACAAAGGUGAGCCGUCGUCCAGGGUAUUUCAUCGAGCUUGCUGCGCAGUCCAAAGUGCGCGGUGAUGUCACAACCUACGAAGGCGAGUAUGCGUCCAGCGAAUGGAGUCGGCCCAAGACGACAACGCGCGUCGCUGUGCCACUGCCCGCUGCAUCGACGCACGCCGCGUCGACGCACGCGACUGCGAUGCGGACCGAGUGGCGCGCCGUGAUUUGGCCAAUGUUUGCAGCACCCACGAUAACCCGUGCCAACCUUGACGUGAUCCAUACGUACUUGAGCCAGCACCGACCGCUGCUGCUGUGGGACGAGCGUGAUGACGACAAGUGCAGUAUAUGGCACCUUGCGGCCAUGCGUGGCCAUAUUCAAGUACUCGACUGCCUCCACGCGGUCGCCUCGGACGGCCUCGCGUCACGCGAUCGGAAGAAGCAAACACCAUUGCACGUUGCGGCGCAGUAUGGACACGUGGACACGAUCAAAUUUCUCUUGCAGCACGGCGCGGACGCUUUGGCCGUCGACAAGAAGGGCAACACGCCGCUGCACCACGCGUGUCGCGCCUUGUCAAUACACGCACUACGCGCGUUGCUCUCCAAGAGCAAGCUUGAAGCGCGCAACAAAAGCCGCGAGACGCCGUUGCUCGUCGCCAUCGUCGCAGCCGUCGCCGCACCGUCGCGGGAUAGUGUGGACGUGGUCAGCUGUCUCCUUCACGCCGGCGCCAACGCUUCUGUCCACGACCACUCGCUACAAACAGCGUUGUACCUUGCGAUGCCGUUCUCAGCACUCGUCGAGAUGGUGCUCGUCCACGGCUACACCUCCGAUGCGACGCUGCUCUCGCCGCUGCAGCUCAGCGUCUCCAGCGGGUACGUCGCCAGUCUCUCGCUCGUGCUUCCGAUCGCGCCAGCAUUUGCUCUGCACCAAACAGACAAGGUCCAUGGCGACUCGCUUUUGCAUCUGGCCGUGCGCUUCGACCACGUUGCUUGCCUCGAGAAGGUCCUCGCAGUCGCCGGAAAGAAGUUGCUCUUGAUCGAGAACGCCCAUUUCGUGACACCGGUUGUCCUCGCGGUGCAGCUCGGCCGCAGCGAGUGCCUCCGGUCACUGCUCAAGCAUGGCGGGUACCCGAACGAACGCGACCGGCAGCUGCGGUCGCCGCUCUUGCUUGCACUCAUGCGCAACGACUACGCAUGCGUCGAAGUGCUCAUGGGCUUUGAGUGCGCGGUCGACGUCGCCUGCAUCGACUUUAUCAAGGCCCACCACGCGUCCCAGCAGCCACCGCCCUCGACGCUACUGGCUCCGUACACAGUAUAUGCGUCACAUGCGCCGACCGACGGCGUCUUGUCGACGCUGGAUGGCACCCACCACAUCCAAGUCCACCAAGCCAUUCUCGUCGGUCGGAGUCCCGUGCUGCGAGCGCUUUGGGCGGGCUCGUGGGCGUCGUCCGGUGUCGCCUCGUACAGCGUCUGCGCGCCAUGUCACGUGCUUGACCUCUUUGUGAGCCUCGUGUACGCGCCAAACGUGGCGGCGCUGCAGGCCACGUCGGCAGAGGCGCUAUGGGAGCUGCUCUUCCUCGCCAACGAGCUUCUCGUGCGACCACUCGAGGCGCUAUGCGUGUGGAGCCUGGUUCAUUGGCACGAGUGGUCUCUGGACGACGCGUGGGAUCCGCUGCGCGGCGCUUUGCUGACGACGAUCCCCGACAAGACUGCGACCGAGAUGCAAGCGCUCCAAGAAGCCUGGCGCGCUGCCGAUAUGGGCGACUUGCUAGCGAGCGCGUGGCUCUCGGAUGUCAAUGUGGUCGACUGUGACGGCGGGAGCCUUCGAUGCCACCGCGCGGUGCUGGCGGCGCAGUCGACGCACCUGCAACGUCAUUUUGAGACGCAGGACCAGCUGACGCUGGCGUGCAGAAUGGAGAUAGUGCACGAUGCCAUCUCGUACCUGUAUACGCGACGCUGGCGCCAGGCCUCGACGGUCGACGAGCUCUUGGAGCUUCUCACGUGCAGCAUCCGACUGGCAACGUGGGAUCUCACCCGCCGAUGCGAGGCCGAGCUCAUGCACAAACUGGCGCCGGCGCAGGCCGAGGCCGUGUACGCGACCGCGUGCGCGUUUAGCGAGCAAGUGCCUAACCUCAAGACGGCGUGUCGCAUCGUGCUGCUCGAAUCGCUUGUCGCGUCGCCCGUGGACCGGAAAGAGCUCAUUCUUUCGUGCCUCCUUCCGUAACACAAGUUUUUUGUUUAUUC